Trichoplax adhaerens is the source of this 1536-nucleotide messenger RNA. RefSeq lists its product as uncharacterized. Gene Ontology annotation, biological process: carboxylic acid metabolic process. NCBI's taxonomy places the organism in Eukaryota, Metazoa, Placozoa, Uniplacotomia, Trichoplacea, Trichoplacidae. Gene Ontology annotation, cellular component: cytoplasm. The transcript is spliced from 15 exons. Gene Ontology annotation, molecular function: pyridoxal phosphate binding; carboxy-lyase activity. The record is from RefSeq and is a predicted model, not a curated record. The coding region runs from base 1 to 1536 and encodes 511 amino acids.
AUGGACACUUCCUUCAAUGAAUUGAUGGAUUCUAAAUUUCAAAACUUGUAUGAUGAUGAGAUUCAAAAAAAUUUCAAUCAAAAUCCUUAUCUCGAAGAUUUUGUACAUGCUAUGGUAAACAUCAUAAUCAAGUAUAUGAAAAAUUGCCAUGAUCGGAGUCAGAAAGUGAUAGAAUUCAAGGAGCCUCAUGAAUUAAAUGAACUAAUUAACUUUGAUUUGGAAGAAAAACCCGAAAAUUUAGCAGCUUUAAUGGGAUACUGUCGUCAAACACUACAAUACUGUGCAAAAACGGGCCAUUCACGAUUUUACAACCAACUCUAUAGUGGUAUGGAUGUUGUUAGUAUUUGUGGCGAGUGGGCAACUUAUGAAAUUGCUCCCGUUUUUCUAUUAAUGGAAGAUGCUGUCUUGAAGCGUAUGCGAAAACUAAUCGGUUUCCAUGACGGAGAUGGUGUUUUUGCUCCAGGUGGAUCAUUGUCCAAUAUGUUUGCCAUUAGCCUUGCAAGAUAUCGUAAAUUUCCAGAAUCGAAGUCAAAAGGACUUUAUUCAUUGCCUAGGAUGGCAGUCUUGACAUCUAAUCAUAGUCAUUAUUCGUUUCAAAAAGGAGUUAAUUUUAUGGGCUUGGGACAGGAUAAUGUCUUUCGAGUAAAUUGUGAUUCAGAAGGCCGGAUGUCUAUUUCUGAUUUAGAAAAUAAAAUUAAAGGCCUUUUAUCACAGGAUAUCAUACCGAUUAUGGUCAAUGCUACAUGUGGUACUACAGUUUAUGGUGCAUUUGAUUCUUUGGAGGAAAUUGCUGAUCUAUGCCAAAAAUAUGAUAUAUGGUUUCAUAUUGAUGCUUCUUGGGGUGGCGUUGUUCUAUUUUCAGAUAGAAAGCGAUAUCUGAUGAAGGGUGUUCAUCAAGCAGAUUCUAUAACUUGGAAUGCACAUAAGUUUAUGGGAUGUCCAUUUCAGUGCUCUGCAUUUUUAACUAGGGAAAAGGGAAAAUUGCAAGAAUGUAAUGGAGAUCCAGUAUCGUACCUUUUUCAACAAGAUAAAUUGACUUACGAUGUAUCCUACGAUACGGGAAAUAAAACCAUUCAAUGUGGUCGUCGAAUUGACGCUAUGAAAAUAUGGCUAAUGUGGAAAGGAAAGGGAGAUGAAGGUUUUGCUAAGAAACUUCAUCACGCUUAUGAGCUAACUAACUAUCUAAUAGAGAAAAUUCAAAAUCGUGAAGGCUUUGAAUUAGUUCAUCAACCGACAUAUGUAAAUGUUUGCUUUUGGUAUAUUCCUAAAGCCAUACGGAAUUUACCAGACAACGAAAUUAAGAAAACAAAGUUAAGCAAAUUAGCACCUCAAAUUAAAGCUGGUAUGACUAAAAAGGGAUCGAUGAUGGUGAAUUACCAACCAGUGGAUGAUAAAGUAAACUUUUUUCGUAUGAUUUUGAUUAAUUAUGAUACAACAUUUGAAGAUAUGGAUUUUACUCUUGAUGAAAUUGAGAUGCUAGGAGAAGACGAGGUGACUUGUGUAGCUAAACCGGCUUUAGGUCCGAAACCUAUAUAA